This is a messenger RNA of Aphanomyces astaci, 3346 nucleotides long. RefSeq lists its product as hypothetical. Gene Ontology annotation, biological process: iron-sulfur cluster assembly. Lineage: Eukaryota; Oomycota; Saprolegniomycetes; Saprolegniales; Verrucalvaceae. The transcript is spliced from 6 exons. The record is from RefSeq and is a predicted model, not a curated record. Bases 13 to 3261 code for a protein of 1082 amino acids. Gene Ontology annotation, cellular component: cytosolic [4Fe-4S] assembly targeting complex.
CUUUGCUUGAUCAUGUUCAGCCUGGACGCGCCGCUGCAGCCGGCCGUCGAAGGCUUCGUGGACCCCGAGAAUGGAGAGUCCCAGCACACCACGCACUUGAACAACGUCGUGAUGCAGAUCCACCGCAAUACGUCCAUCCAAGACCUGAUCACGUUGCUUGGCCCGCAGUUGACGCACGUCCAGGACAAACGGCGGUCGCGCGCCACGCUGCUCUUGGCCGAAGUACUCACGCGGCUGCCAGAACUCAAGCUCGCUGCUGACACCACACAUCUUUUGCUUGUGUUCUUCGUUGAGCGCCUCGCGGACACUCCAAGCCUUGGACCUUGCUUGAAAGCACUGUCGGCACUGCUGUCGUUCCAUGCUGCGGCCGUUCCCGCCGCCGACAUCCUGUUACUCCUCGAAUCUUUGUUCUCGCUGCCGUCGCCCAUCCCUACGUUGGGCCAAGCCAUGCGGAAGCAAUGCUUCCAGCUCAUGAACAUCGUCCUCGAGUUGAAUGUCGUCGACACUCAUGGUGCCCGCGUGCUCAUGGAAGGCUUUCUCGCGGCCAUGGACGGCGAAAAGGAUCCGCGCAACUUGCUGCUAUGUUUGCAGUUGGCCAGCGCGUUGCUGACGGCGUUCCCCAGCAACGUCGACGCCGACCUCAUUCGGCUCUUCUUCCACGUCACGUCGUGCUACUUCCCCAUCACGUUCAAGCCGCCGCCAAACGAUCCGUACGGCAUCACGUCCGCGCAGCUCGUGGCCGCGCUGCGCUCCGUGUUUAUCGCGCACGAUUCCAUGGCCAAGCAUGUGGUGCCGAUGGUGCUCGACAAGCUGAGCCGCACCACCGUCACGGACAUGACAGUCGACAUGCUGGACACGCUCGCGUUCUGCUGCACAAGGUACCCGCUGAACCGCCUCCUCACCCAAUUCACUCCCGUCGCGACCACCGUGUACCGCUCCAUUCUGCACGGGGACAACCAGGCGGUGAUUGCCGCCGCCACCGCCACCCUCCGCGCCAUCGCCAAGGCAGUGUCGCCACCGAGCUCGCUCCCGGGCAUGCAGGCGCUGGCGUGGUCCAAAUUUGUCGUGCAUGUGGUGCAAACUGCCCUUCGGGACAUGCAAGACCAAGCGAUGGACUCGAUGGUGAGUCUGCGGGCAGCCACAGUCCUCACGGGGGUCGCUGCGCAGUCGGCGGCCGGGCUCACGUACGUGCUCGAGUCGAGUUUGCCGUUUCUGCUCAGUCGCGUAUCGGCGGCGGCGGCGGCACUUCCCACGUCCUCAUGCUGCUCGACGUCGUCGCAGCUGGAAGCGGCGCUGGCGUGCCUCGUCGGGCUCUUGGACUGCAUCGACGUCGACGUCGACCACGUCACGCCCCCCGUCCUCCCCCACGUGCAACCGAUCCAAGCUGCCCUCGUGCAGAGCUUCCACUUUGCCUCCGCCCACGUCGCCAGCAGUUCGCGCCCGCAACGGCUGUGCCUCCAAGGCCUGGCUAAACUCGUGCUUCGACCGCCUUCCCCGCUCCUCCAAGACGACUCGGUGCACAGUCUGGUGGACCUGUGGACGACUGUCGUCCUCACGCACGCAGCGGCCGACGUGCGCGCGGAAGCCACGGCGGCGCUCAAAGCCACCGCCAACAAGUCGGCCGUACUGGCGCACCACGUCCGAGAAAGAAGUUUACCGCCUCUCAUGCACGUCGUCGCGUCCCCCGAGGCAUCCCCUGCCUUGGGGAGAUCUGCUACUGACGUGCUCAAGGAUGUGUUGGCUGUGCUGGCGGAGCUGUCGACGGAACCGUCGAUUUUCAUGGCGCUGGUGCUGCCGUUGUGUCAACUGGGGCUCGGAAUCAACCCAAACCAACCCCUGCUGCAAUUGCAUCCCCAGACCAAAGAUAUUGCCUCGGCCGUGGCGAAUAUCGUGCGAUUAAACCAGUUGAAUGUGGCAUGCAUCGAUGCGUGUGUGUUACCGACAACUGCGACAACGUCAGUGGUGCAGCUGCUCGUGGACACGGUGGUGCAUCACGUUCGCCAGCAACUCGAAUUGAAUGGCCACGCGUUGCUCAACCACGACGAUGAUGCGGUCACCGUCACGUUGGUGCCGCCCACGGCCGUGAUUCUCGGAGUCGUCAUGCAACACGGAUCGAUCCAAGCCCAAGAAACGCUGUUGCAAUAUGUGCUCUCUCUCUUUUUGACCAUGGAAGUGUCCCCGCUGCAACCCCAAGCUACCGCGGUGUCGCUCCAGUUGAUGCCUCUGUUGGGAGCGGUGCUCUACUCUGCCGGGGCCGCCUUGGCCACCAUCGCCCCCGCCCUCCCCACGCUGUUACCUCUACUAUUUGAGCUCGCCCAACGUCCUCUACUUCUUCCCCCCCACACCGCCGUCGCUACUCCUUUGACCGCUAGCCCACCGCCACAUCCAGCCACGACGUGCGCGUUGAAAUCCAUCGCGGCUUUGCUCAAUGCCAUGCCGGACGAUGCGCUGCUGCACCAGUACCUUUCCCAUGUCGUCACAUCCACGACAUCUUCUUCCAGUGAUGGCGGCAACUUGCCGCCGCCUGUGGCGUCGGUGGUUGUCGACGCCGGGUACCCGCUCCCUCGUCGGCUCGCGGCGCUGCAAGUGUACUUGCACGCGACCAAAGCCAUCGUCCUCCGCGCCCACGCGACGACCGUCCCCGUCGUGUUUACGUUUCUGUGGUCGUUGCUCUCGUCCGAAGAGCUCAAGCUCCACGUCGCCCACGGGUUUGAGCUCGUGCUCGAUGAUUGGACUGACGUUCUCACCGCGGCCAGCCACGCCCUGAUCAGCCCGGUCCACCGCCAGCGCACGUUUUCGCUGCUGUUUCCGCUCCUGACGACCAAAGAAAACAUGGAGAAGCGUGUGGUGACGCUCUUGGUCGUGGCCCACACCCCGCACGCGAUCCUGCUGCCCCAUGUCCUCGACAUCGUGCCGUUGGUCGUGGAUGCGUUAAACUUGAAGGAGCCGCCGUACGCCGCCUUGCUCGGACAUCCCGCGCUUGUGACGUUUGAGAUGUGCUUUCAGCACGACCCCCAACUCGUGUACGGGUACCUGAACCAAUUGUUCCCUGGUCUGCUGUGGCAAAGCCAGCACUGCCAUGCCGUAAAAGACCGGCUGCGCGCGCUGGGGUGUCUGGCCAGCCUCGCCAAGAUCAAGUACGAGCUCAUUCAUCCGCACAAGGAGCGCGUGAUCAAGGGACUGCUGGCGGCGCUGGACGACCGCAAGCGGACCGUGCGCCAAGCAGCCGUCAAAGUACGCAACCAAUGGUCGAUUUUGUAAUGUGGGGACGAACCCAUGUACGGUCGUAAUACAGUUUGACAUUAGUAUUACGCUUGACAUACUGUAAAGAAUACAGGUACUCGCA